Messenger RNA from Postia placenta MAD-698-R-SB12, 858 nucleotides. RefSeq lists its product as hypothetical. The record is from RefSeq and is a predicted model, not a curated record. Bases 1 to 858 code for a protein of 285 amino acids. Lineage: Eukaryota; Fungi; Basidiomycota; Agaricomycetes; Polyporales; Adustoporiaceae. The transcript is spliced from 4 exons.
AUGAGCCGCCGCCCGUUUGGAGUGACAGAUGAGAUAGCCUUGCAUAAGCGGGUGGCACUUGUCGAAAGGGAUUUCCCCGAAGAUGUCAGGGAGAGCAUAGCGCAGCUCGGCGAUCUCGCACAGACAUAUGCUGCUUCUGUCAUAGACGAUAUUCGCUCCACAUAUACCCACUACGCUGAGGAACUAGACACCAUCAAGGACGCCCUCUCGAGCAUCGUCCCUCUGGCCGCGCAAUUCAAGGCUACCAUCGGGGCUCACAGCGAAAACAACGGGAGCAUCUUUGAUGACAUCUCCGAGCGUGUGGACGAAGUCUACGCCGGGCUUGCUGAGAAGCUCGUAGCCGCGUUCCCGCCGCCAAGUCACGCACCAGGCCAUGCCACACGACAGGAGCUGUUCGAUAUGAUCCUAUCUGAAGCAGAAGAUGCUAUCGUGAGCGUUUGCGUCCGGGCAGGACUACCCGAGGAGGAUGCGAGAGCACACUUGAGCGCAUUGCGCUCUACCCUCGUCGUGAUCGUCGUGACGAUCGGAGACAUUGCUGAGCAGCAUCCAGAACUGCUCCCUAUCCUCGUAGUCACUGCGAUUACCAUGCUCAUCCCGGAGGAAUGGAUUUUAGACCCUCUGAUUCAGCUGUUCGGCAUUGGCCCUAGCGGCCCAGAGAAAGGCUCGAUCGCGGCGUGGGCUCAGCGUACCUUCUUCGGAGCCGAGGUGAAGGCCGGAAGCUGGUUUUCCUUGCUUCAAAGUGCGGGAAUGAAGCCUGGUGCACCCGCUACAAAGGGCGUUCUAGUAAAUAUCCUAGGUGCAAUUGGUGCACUAGGUUCCACCGUCACGGGCAUCAUCGAUCACUGGAAGCAUGAGUAG